Molecule: messenger RNA, 1104 nt
Organism: Chaetomium strumarium
Lineage: Eukaryota; Fungi; Ascomycota; Sordariomycetes; Sordariales; Chaetomiaceae
Product: putative glucose-methanol-choline oxidoreductase
Exons: 6
Coding region: 1-1104 (367 amino acids)
Molecular function (GO): flavin adenine dinucleotide binding; oxidoreductase activity, acting on CH-OH group of donors
Source: RefSeq, a predicted model, not a curated record
AUGUUUGGAAGCCCAUGUCGACUUCCAGAUUCGGAUCUCUCUCCGCUGGGAUGGAGGGACGAAGAAUACCGCUACGCAUUGGCCGUGGACGUGCUGGUUGUCGAGGCCAGUCCGGUCGACCAGGGCCAGGAUGGCAUCCUCGUAUCCGGUGCCUAUGCGCCUUACCUCUACUUCUGGCCCAACCUGGUUGUGGGCGGCGGCAGCACCAUCAAUCCCAUGGUGUUCCUGAGGGGCCACAAGGAGGACUACGACGCCUGGGGUUCGCUUGGUAACGCGGGCUGGAGCUGGCAGAGCAUACUCCCUUAUUUCCUCAAGCCAGUUGACCUCACCGGGCCCAACGUUCAGAGCGAGAACUUCCCCGCGCCAUGCCUGGUGAAGCGAACUGGCGGAACGCCGCCAAUGAAGUCGGCCUUCCUCCGGUCGAAGAUCCCCAGGCGGGAUUCAAGCAAGGUAAACCGCGAAGUCGGGUUGCUCCGAGGGCUCCCGGCCACUAACGCCACAUACAACGCCCAGCCUGAGGGGAUCCUGAACCAAUUCGCGAGCAACGUCGGAGUUGGCACGGUGCACUGGGGCACCUCCGACUCGGCGCUGCUCUACCACCUCAAGCCGCUCAGCCGCGGCACUGUCAACAUUAACUCGACCGAUCCCCUGGCAAGCCCGCUGAUCGACUUCCGCACGGCCACCGACCCGAUCGAUCUCCAGGUCUACACCACCGUGUUCCGCAAGAACCGCGACCUGUUCGCGGCGCCCGCAAUGCAGGCCCUGGGACCAACCGAGGCGGCGCCUUCCGGGGCCCACCUGACCACCGACGAGCCGAUCAAUCGCGGCCGUGAUGCGCAAUCAAAUCUACCCGACCAAUGCCCACCAGUGCUGCACGGCUGCCAUGCUGUCAGGCAGCUCGACGAUGUCGUCUCCAGCGAGCAGAAGGUCUACGGCAUCAGUGGGCUCCGUGUUUGCGGAUAUCAGCUUCCUGGCCUUUCCAGCUCUCCGGUGCGCCCCAGGCGACCAUCCAAGAAGAAAAUGCGCGGUACAGACGUGCUGCCAUUUGACAAGAGUAAAGUCUUCCCUAAAUGGGACGUCGUAACCUUGAGCCGCGAGGGAUAA